Clupea harengus (Atlantic herring) is the source of this 4618-nucleotide messenger RNA. It is a transcript of the gene prom1b, whose product is annotated as prominin 1 b. The record is from RefSeq and is a predicted model, not a curated record. Gene Ontology annotation, molecular function: cholesterol binding. Lineage: Eukaryota; Metazoa; Chordata; Actinopteri; Clupeiformes; Clupeidae. Gene Ontology annotation, cellular component: apical plasma membrane; microvillus; cell surface.
ACACGGACUCAGAUGUCGCGCGCAGCCGCGGACGCACGAAAUCUCACUCUGGUGCGACUGAUGGAACAGUGAUACCUAACUGCUCGAGCGCGCCAAGAAGAAAUGUUUAUCAUGAAACCGGACCGGGAUAAUAGGACUUACAUUUAUUAAUGUUUUUCUCUCUUGUCAGUUUCGCCAAUCUUUCAUUUCGGUAAAGUUUCAUGUUUAUGUUGUCUGAAUAUCGAUGCGGAGGAUCAGAUGAGCGACUGAAGACACCGGCUUUUUCCUGACUCAAACGACCCCUUCCCUUUUGAUACCUGUGAUUAUUUCCUCCAUUACGUUUCUUCUAUUCUGUACUUUGAAGGACAGUUACCUGCCAUGUCUUGGAAAGUAGGACUCGUGAUACUCCUGAGCUGGGGGUUCAGCUCAUGCGAACCGCACGAGGAAGAUACGAUGGACACGGAGGGGACAGCGCGCGCAGAAAUGCAGAAGAUCCCUAUUCAAACUUUGGAUUUUGGAUUCGUGCCGUCAGUGGUCUACGAGACGCACGCCUAUUACGAACCAGGAACGAUGGGGGUUCUUUUUCAUAUGGUGCAUGCAUUCCUCUAUGCGGUUCAGCCGAACCCUUUCCCCAAAGAUCUUAUCGUUAACGUGAUGCAGCAGAACAAGGGAGGAAUCAAGUUGGAGGAGUAUCAGAAGCCUGAGAACGUUGUGCUAGCACUACAGACCAUCUACUAUGAGCUGGGCUUCAUUGUGCUGUCGGUGAUGGGUGCCCUGUUUGUGCUGUUCGCGCCGCUGGUUGGCUUGUGCUUCUGCCUGUGCCGCUGCUGUGACAACUGCGGAGGGGAAAUGCAUCAGAGGCAGAGGAAGAACGCCGACUGCCAGCGCGGCUUCUACACUACCAUGCUCAUCGCCACCUCCGUCUUCCUCACUGCUGGUGUGUUGGUUGCAUAUUCUGCCAAUCAUAACUUGAGCUCCCACAUCAGAAGCACAAGGAGGCUGGUUAACACCAACAUGAGAGACCUCAAGGCCUUUGCAAAUACUACACCAGCGCAAAUAGACUACCUGACAGCGCAAUACACCGUAGCCAAAAACAAAGUCCUCUCUGACAUGGACAACAUUGGGACGUUACUUGGUGGCCGGAUUCAAAGCCAGUUAGAGAGAGAUGUUGUUCCAGCUCUGGAUAAUGCCCUACGCAUGACUGGAGCCAUGCGGGAGACUAAGGAGGCCCUGGAGAACGUCAGCACGUCUCUGGAGACGCUGCAGGACGCCACGGGGCUCCUGCAGGAGAGUCUGCAGAGCGAGCGCUCCUCCCUCAGCAACACGCUCAACGACCCGGCCUGCACCAACGGAGACGUCUCGCACACCUGCAACACCAUCAGGGGCACGCUCAGCCAGCUGGCCCUCAGCGCCAACUUCAACAGGCUUCCUGAUGUGAACCACCAGCUGGCCAAUGUGGACAACGUCCUUAAAACAGACCUCAGCAAUAUAGUCCAGAAGGGCUAUUCAGCCUUCAACAACACACCGAAGCUGGUCAGAGAGCAAACCCAAAAUGUAGUCACAAGGGUGAAGGGGAUGCUGGAUAAGGUUGGAGGAGAAAUCAUUGGCUUCACAAAAAUGUUUCCUCUGGAGCCUGCACUGGUCAACUUCACCAUGUUCUUGACAGAGAGCCAGAAGAACAUCGAGGCCUUCUAUCCUCAGAUUGACCAGCUAGACUUUUACAGGUGGAUUGGCUGUGUGUCUAUAUGCUGCAUGGUGGUUCUCAUCCUGGCCUUUAACUUCCUGGGCCUGCUCUGUGGAAGCUGCGGCUAUGACAAAAAUGCCUCCCCCACCAUGCGUGGCUGCAUGUCCAACACUGGCGGCAACCUUCUCAUGGCCGGCGUGGGCUUUAGCUUCAUCUUCUCAUGGGCGCUCAUGGCAGUCGUGGUGUCCACGUUUGUUGCCGGGGGCAACAUUGAAAAACUGAUCUGCGAGCCACUGGCCAACAGAGAGCUGUUCAAGAUCAUUGACACGCCAUAUAUAGUGCACCCAGAAAAGAAGAACUUCCUCCCAGGCAUGCUGUUUCAGGAUCCAAACAUCGACCUGACCCUCGGCAGCAUGUACAGGGACUGCUAUGACAAUAACGGCCUCUAUUCAUCCCUACAGUUAGAGAAAAAGUUUAACUUCAACCGUUUUCUCAAUGGCACUAUGUACAACCCAGAGCUGGCUAAGGUGUUUAACGGAGUGAGGGUGGACCUGGAGGGCGUAGUGCUGUUGGAACAAGAAGGGAGAGAUAAUCUCCUGAACUUUGCCAACACUGGCGUUGGCGAGAUAGAGUAUGAGGCCUAUCUGGCUGAGGUGAACAAAGGCGUGACUGUGGUGGAUUUGUUAUCCUUUGCGAACGAACUGGAUGACCAGGCCGACCAACUGCCUCGAGGAGCACUGGCCAACGCACUGAAGGGCCACGCCAGCAGCAUCCGACUGACACACAAAGAGCAGGUGGUGCCAAUGGAGCAAGCCAUGAAAUAUGUGCGCGCACGGAGUACUCUGAGUUCCAGUAUUCGGCUGCUGGAGAGAACAGCUAAGGACCUGCCGAAUAAAGUCAAUAAUGUGUUGUCUGCCAUCGAUGCUGCAGAGUAUCUCAUCACUAACAACGGUUCAUACGUCGUCAAACAGGAGACAGAAAAGUUCAUGCAGGGCGUGGUGGGAUAUUUCAAACAGUACACAAAAUGGGUCAAAGCGUCGCUUGACUCCGAGGUGGCCCAGUGCAAGCCCAUCAGUAACUUAGUGGACUCUCUGGAGAUCGUGGCCUGCAGCUUCAUAGUGGAUUCUGUGAACACUUUCUGGUUUGGACUUGGUGGAUUGUUUUUCCUAAUCCCAAGCAUCAUUCUGUCAGUCAAACUCGCCAAAUACUUCAGGAGAAUGGAUACAGAAGAUGUUUUCGAUGAUGGUAAUGAGAACUGGAGCUAAUCCGUCAUGUGAGUGACAGCGGACUAAUCACAUCCCAGAGAAAAGGGGAAGAGAGGAAAGUAGAGGCGGAAGACAAAAAAGAAGCGAGACCUCAGCAGAGGUCAUUUCAAAAGCAUCUCUUCACUGCUGACAUAACACUCCAACCCGCUGCUACCCCCCACCCCCAGUCUCUCACUCUCCUGGACAACACCUCUCUACCAACUCAGAACCAACCUCCCUCAAGAACCCAGACCUACGGAUCCUCUCAGUCCACCAGAACCCGUCACCUCUGAUUAAACUGACCUGUAGUGCUUCAGCCCAUAGCACAUUUCACAAAAAUGAUUAUUUUUCAGACAUCACAAGAGACUGACUGAAUAUGACCCUGCUGUUGUGAUGACGAGCUUCCUACUGUACUUCAGAUCGUGUAUUUCUAUUCUUAUCAGUACUGGCUGUGACCACUACACAUGUGCAAGCCGAACCAUGUCACAAAUGUAUGUUCUUUUUUUGUAUUUCACUUUCAAAACACUUUUUUGAAAGUUUUAUAUAUAUUUUUGUUAAUACUUUUCUAAGCAAUGUUAAUAGGGAAAUCUUUUUUUGUGUGUGGAUGUGAUUAUGACUUUAUGAUCAAGUAUGGCUGUAGUCUUACCCAGUGAGGCGCAAAUGGUAAAGAACAUUGUGAAAAGGAGGUUCAGGUUAGCCUCCAAUUGGCAGGCCACCAGGAUCUGAAUGGUUUGUGUUUUAAUACAGCCUCUUAUUCAAAAUGAUCCAUAUUUGCAUCAUACCUGUUAGUCUCACAGUGGCAUCAACUCUCAGAGCUUGUACAAAAGGGAUCUUACUACGUGAUGGGUAAGGGAGCCUGAUGGUGGAAUCAUGAUCAAAGUCGUGACUUUUUUAUAAUUAUUUAUGUCAUUACCUAAAUACAUCUGAGAUCUGAAUAGACAUGCCGUAUAACUAAAGUGUAGAAAUGAGAACAUAAACAAUAGCAGAAAUUUGAUCUAUUUUAUCAUAAACCUAUAAACCAGCAUUUGUACAAUGUAUACACAAACUCAUAUACACAAAUUGAUGUAUGUCAUGGUAGAGGCCAAACACUACAUCAGAAGGACAUUACUGGAAGCCAAAACUCGUAGUUCUCAGGAGAUCGGUGAGAGAUAUUCUAGUUCAGUAAAGGGUGCAUUAUCACAUGUGAUAACGUGUUUGCGCAUGAUCAGUAUUCAAAUCCAAACAAUACUGCAUAUAUGACGUUCCCAAAUGAUCUUAAGUAGAAUUUUGGUUGACACCUACUUUGGGGGGGAAAACCUCAUAAGGUAUAGUUCUGGUAUUACGUAGUAUAAAGUGUUUAUGUCAGUCAAAGAGAGACAGUCACAUACCUCUUGCAUAAUUCCCCCCCAAGUAAGUGUUGCUGUAAUCUUUUUUUUUUUCAGUGUUUCACUGUAGUCUUUAUUCAUUUUCUUUUCUCUGUCCUCCUUGUGUCAUGUUGCAGUGGUCUGGUAGGUACUGUGGCACACUGAGAGCCGUGUGAGCCAUGCUGUUGGCACCCAUGGGGCCGCGGGUCAGUUGGGAUAUGAGUCUGUGGGAGUGCACAACCACUGAAAUAGCCCUUGGGCUAUUGAACACUGAAAUAGUUCCAGUUAAAAACUAAAAAAAAAAAACAGCUGCUCCCUGUGCAAAUGUGUGGACAUAAAUCAUGAAUAAAGAAAUUAAGUUUGGUGAA